AUGACGCGAGGAGAGAAUAGGCGUGGAAAGGUGGGUCGUGCAUGCCAUUGGUGCAGAAAGGCUCACCUUCGGUGCGACAUGAAACGACCGUGUGAGCGAUGUACAAAGAAGGGACUUGAGUGUAUUGAAGCAACCGAUCAACCACUUCCAAAGCCAGCCAAAAACACGGCCGGCACAGCAUCAUCAGGGAGAAAACGAAAACAAAAUCCAACCGAUGCAUCGGAGAAGGCAUCCAAUCAUCAUACGCAAUCAUCAUCAUCAUCAUCAACUAGGAAGAAACGAAAUACACAACCUCUAAAAGCUAAACCAAUAGUACCACAAGUCGCUAACCUGUUACCAGAUAUUCCGAAAGAAGGACAGGCAUGCCUGCAGGAUAAAUAUUACUACAACCUCGAUAGAUAUCAACAAUUAUUGGAGGAAAAAAUGUCGAAAAUCGCAAAAUUUUGCUAUCUUGAUGAUAAUUAUGAAAAAGUUGAAAUUGAAUGCAAGAAAUAA
Messenger RNA from Naegleria fowleri, 495 nucleotides. RefSeq lists its product as uncharacterized. Lineage: Eukaryota; Heterolobosea; Eutetramitea; Acrasida; Naegleriidae. Gene Ontology annotation, biological process: regulation of DNA-templated transcription. The record is from RefSeq and is a predicted model, not a curated record. Bases 1 to 495 code for a protein of 164 amino acids. The transcript has a single exon. Gene Ontology annotation, molecular function: zinc ion binding; DNA-binding transcription factor activity, RNA polymerase II-specific.